UGGUUAUAUGUUUUCAUCCUAUCGAAAGAAAUUGUUUGAUUAAAAACUUGCUGAGUAGCAAUAAAAUCUCCAUUAAUAGAAAGAAAUGAAAAUAAGAUAAAGUAGAGGUUAAAUUGAUCAAAGAGCACUUGCUACUUAUCUAGGAGCCUAUAUUCAAAUGAAAUGUAUAAGAUUUUAUGCAUUUUUAAGAAAUUGAAGAUUUCUUUUAUGAACAAUGUAUCAAUUAAUGUAUUGAUAUCUAAAAUGAAUGGAUGAAUGAUAAAGAAAGAUAAUGUUUGACUGAUUGCAAUAGUAAAAUAACUAAAUUUGUUAAAAUUGCCAAAGAAAACUAUGCAAAUAUUGACGAUGAUACCAAAAAGGUUGUUUCUUCUGUUUCCUCAUUGUUAAGUAGAAGAUGAUUAAUUAUAAAUUUAAUAUAUUAUAUACCAUCUAAGAG
Paramecium sonneborni is the source of this 436-nucleotide messenger RNA. Lineage: Eukaryota; Ciliophora; Oligohymenophorea; Peniculida; Parameciidae. The record is from the annotation of a GenBank genome assembly.